UGCUUGUCGUCAUUUCAAAUCACCGCGUCUUAAUCUUUCAUUAUAACCACCCUUCGCGGUAAACAGGCGUGCCCGAACGAACGAUGGACUCGACACAGGAGCGAACGUUCUGUAAAUGGCUUAACACGAAGCUGGAAGCCAAUGGAUACCCUCCGAUGCGUUCGCUCGUCCAGGACCUGUCCGAUGGAGUUCGGCUCAUUCAGCUUAUGGAGAUCAUGGGCGAUACCUCGCUCGGAAGAUACAAUAAGAAUCCUAGAAUGCGAGUUCAAAAAGCAGAGAAUGUAAACAAGGCCCUAGAGUUCAUCCGCCAACGGGGCAUCAAGUUAACCAACAUCGGUCCAGAAGACAUCAUGGACGGAAACUUAAAGCUCAUACUUGGGAUGAUUUGGACACUCGUCCUGCGUUUCACGAUCGCGGACAUCAGUGAGGAAGGCCUUUCCGCGAAGGAGGGUUUACUCCUCUGGUGCCAGCGGAAAACGGCGCCAUACAAAGAAGUCGACGUGCAAGACUUUUCUUCUAGCUGGUCAGACGGACUCGCAUUAUGCGCUCUCAUCCACUGUCAUCGACCCGAACUAUUGGACUAUGAUAGGUUAAACAAGUCAGAUCGGCAUGGAAACACGUGCCUUGCAUUUCAAGUCGCUGCAGAGCACCUCGGCGUUCCCCAAUUACUAGAGGUAGAAGAUCUAUGUGACUCCGCCCAUCCCGACGAACGAAGUGUUAUGACGUAUAUUGCGAGUUACUUCCAUGCAUUUUCCUCGAUGGAUCAAGCGGAGACCGUAUCCCGGCGAGUCGAGAAAUUCGCCGAACUCAUGCAAUCGGUGUGGUUGAGCAAGAAUGACUACGAACGCCGAGCUCGCAAUUUACUCCGCGCACUUUCCGAAGUCCAAACCGAAUGGGCUGCCAGCAUGUUCACGGGUACAUACACCGAUGCGAAAGCACACUCUGCGAGCUUCAACAAGUACAAGCAUUCGACUAAGCGCGGUUGGGUAACCGAACGUCAGGAUGUUACUACGCUUUUCGGCAACAUACAAACGAAACUUCGGACUUAUGGGCUCAGGGAAUAUGUUCCCCCUCUGGGAUUGGCGCUUUCGGACAUUGAUCAUGCCUGGAAUGACCUUCUGCGUUCCGAAGCGAAACGGUCGAGGUCGAUCAAUGCUCAAAUCAGACAAAUCAAGGAGACGCUUCGAAAAGAGUUUGCAGACCUCGCCAAUGACUUUUCGCAACGGCUACAUGCCGUCUCUCUCGAACUUUCGAACGUGGAAGGGCCACUUGAGGAACAACAAGAACAUGUCCGAACGCUACAAACCCGGCUACCCGCUCUUAAUGACGCCUUGUCCCGUGUUUUGAGGGCAGAGAAUGACUGUAUUGCAGCCAACGUCGAAGAAAACGACUAUACCAUUUUCACCUGCCAAGACCUAGAAUUCGAACUCGAACUUCUCGCGCAGAGUAUAGCUAAAAAGCUUUCAUUCAUCGAUAACCAGGCCGUUUCAAGGAACAUGACGAAUUUAACACCUGCACAACUCGAACAAUUCGAAAGCACAUUUCGUUAUUUUGCUCGCGAUGGAACAAAUACCCUUAGUCUUCCAGAGUUCAAUGCAGCUCUCGCCAGUCUUGGCCUGGUGUAUUCCGACGAGGACAUGGAUUACCUGUACGACCAGCUUGUACAAGAGUAUGGUGCCAUCACGUUCCAGGCUUUCAUAAACCUCUUGGUGGACAUCACCGAAGAUCAGACGUCACCGGACCAAUUGCGGGAGUCUUUCCGUGGAAUUGCAGGCGACAAGCCGUUCGUUACGGAACUCGACUUGCGACUUGCGCGACUUCCAAGCAGCGCUAUUGAUUACUUGCGAGAGGUAUUACCCUUUCAAAGGAAUGAAGUUGGAGAGCCGGAAUACGAUUAUGAAACGUGGCUGGAAGAAGUAUUUGUUUAGGCAUACCAUCAUGUAUACUUAGUACCGUC
This is a messenger RNA of Pisolithus orientalis, 1957 nucleotides long. Its product is annotated as calponin homology domain-containing protein. NCBI's taxonomy places the organism in Eukaryota, Fungi, Basidiomycota, Agaricomycetes, Boletales, Pisolithaceae. Gene Ontology annotation, molecular function: actin lateral binding; calcium ion binding. Gene Ontology annotation, biological process: actin filament bundle assembly; actin cytoskeleton organization. The transcript has 18 exons. Gene Ontology annotation, cellular component: plasma membrane; cell projection; actin filament bundle. The record is from RefSeq and is a predicted model, not a curated record. Bases 84 to 1928 code for a protein of 614 amino acids.